Messenger RNA from Brenthis ino (lesser marbled fritillary), 960 nucleotides. NCBI's taxonomy places the organism in Eukaryota, Metazoa, Arthropoda, Insecta, Lepidoptera, Nymphalidae. The record is from the annotation of a GenBank genome assembly.
AUGAGUGAAAUCAAGCCAGAGUCUAUGGAAGUGACUGAAGAGAAUGAUUCAAAAAAUGAGAAAGCGGAGAAUAAAUUGGCUUUUUCCAUAGAUAGUUUGCUAGCAGAUAAAUUUGUUAAGGAUGAUAGUGCUAAAGCUUCAACUUCUGACGCUGAAUAUUUUUGUGUUUUUAACAAAGACAAUGUUAACGUUGAUUCGGAUGAGGACAAAGAAAGUAGUGGGUCGGAGCAAUUAGAUGUAGAGAGUUCGACGACAGGCGACGCGCAGGAGUUCGAAAAUAAACCAUCUGAAUAUCAAUCAGGGUCAUGUACAUCCCGCGGUAAGAGAGCUCGGACUGCGUUCAGCGCACAACAGAUUAAGAGCUUGGAGGCUGAGUUUGAGAAGAACAGAUACUUAUCGGUGGCCGCUAGAGGGCGCCUCGCGAGACAACUGCGCCUCACCGAAACACAGAUAAAAAUAUGGUUUCAAAACCGCCGCACCAAGUGGAAACGGAAGUACACGAACGACGUUGAGAUACUCGCACAGCAGUAUUACAAUAGCUUAGGCAUAAUAACACCACGACCGAUGUUUGUGGGCGACCGACUCUGGAUAUUUAACUAUCCCAACCGUCUCCAACCGACACAACAACAACAAUGGGCGAAAUCUCUGAACAAUAUCGCAAAUGUACAACAAAAUCCGGUCCUAGAUCGCAAUUUAUUUAGAAAUGUACCAAAACCGGAUAUGCCAUUUUUAUUACCCCCGCAGUAUCCGAACGAGCGCGUGUUUUUGAAUGUGGAUAGGAAUUUGACAGCUGUCAAGAUUCCCGCGCAAAAUCGCCUAGUGUCAGUGCCGCGGGAAGUGUACAGCAACAUGGCGACUGCGCAGAGGAGUUUAGAUUUAUACAAAAAUAAUAUUUUAAAUAGCGCGGGACAAGAGUCUAGUGUGGAUCAUUUGAGACGGUUGGAGGAGAAUUUUAGUAUU